This is a messenger RNA of Mizuhopecten yessoensis (Yesso scallop), 1884 nucleotides long. RefSeq names its product urease accessory protein UreG-like. The transcript has 7 exons. The record is from RefSeq and is a predicted model, not a curated record. NCBI's taxonomy places the organism in Eukaryota, Metazoa, Mollusca, Bivalvia, Pectinida, Pectinidae. Gene Ontology annotation, molecular function: nickel cation binding; GTPase activity. The coding region runs from base 147 to 941 and encodes 264 amino acids.
AGGGGUCGAGAGAUUCUAUUAAUCUCAUAAUAGUAACAAUCUCCAAUUAGAAUCGGAAAGCGGAUUAUUUUAUAGGGUGACAUUUUACCCGACACACGACACUCGUACUAGUACACGCGCUGGAGAAGAACACAGAAUUAUAGAGAAUGGAGACCGAUGCUUCAGCAGACAGUUGUAGCUUUAUCAAAGCCGGACCGAUAGUUGCCGGUACAGACGCCAACGGAGGACACGCGCAUAGUCAUGGAAACGAACACGGUCACACCCACGAAAUUAUGGACGGGCCCGGGAGGUACACAGACCGAGACGUACCCCUCACGCGCACGGACUGGAUUGAGCGAGCUUUUACCGUGGGUAUCGGAGGUCCCGUGGGGUCGGGGAAAACGGCCCUGGUUUUGGCGCUUUGUAAACACAUGCGAGAAUCUCACAACAUCUGCGUGGUUACCAACGACAUUUUCACCAGAGAAGACUGGGAGUUCUUGGUUAGGAAUAAGGCACUUCCUGAAGACCACAUGCGAGCGGUGGAGACUGGCGGCUGUCCACACGCCGCCAUUAGAGAGGACUAUUCAUUGAAUAUGGAGGAAGUUCGCGAGCUCACAAAGAAGUUUCAUCCUAAAUUGGUAAUUGUGGAAUCAGGGGGCGAUAACCUAGCUGCUAACUUUAGCCGGGACCUGGCGGACUAUAUCAUCUAUGUUAUUGACGUGGCGGGGGGAGACAAGAUCCCGAGGAAAGGGGGUCCUGGUAUCACACAAAGCGAUCUGCUGGUCAUUAACAAAACCGACCUAGCUGAAGCUGUAGGGGCUGACCUACAGGUGAUGGAGAGGGACGCGGCCACGAUGAGACAGGCUGGUCCGACUCUCUUUACCCAAGCCAAACACAACAUUGGUGUCCCAGAGAUCGCCACACUAAUACUCACCGCGUGUACAAACAUGACCAGGUCGUAAUGUCGACGUGAAAUGACACAAUUCAGAGAGAGACAAGGGAACCAGUGUUCUUUUCUAACCGAACUGGGUUUUUUUUUCUGUGGAGUGACAUUUCUUGAAAGUUUUCCCCUACUCUUUGCAUUCUCGAGAAAUAACUCCCUAGGCCUCCUUUCAAAAGAACAUGGAUCCAACAUUAGAAUAUUUGCUCUAAUCUGUUGGAUCUGAAAAUUGUCAUAAUGCAACUAUACACAUUUAAAACUUUGUAAAUAUAAAAAUUGUGAUAUUUUCCGGAAUAGCCUUCUAUAUGGAAAAAAACAGUUACAUUUUGUAGUUGGUUACACUUACAAUGGAAACGUCAUUUUGGGUUAUUCUUCUGGUGGCAAUUCAAAGAGAUGACUGUAUUUGCCAUCUGAAAAUGCCAUCGUAAACAUUACCUAAAUUGAUAUAUCAACCUGCCUAUGUCAAUUUAAUGUCGGUGAAAAACAUCUCUUUGAAUUGAAAUACUACCAAUAACCAAAAAUGGUGAUUGUAUUUUUAAGAGUAACCAAUAGCAACUAACUGUGCUUUCCUACUUUAUAGAUGGCUUAAAACACAGAUGUGACCAUAAUCAAGACAGAUGGACUUUAAAGUCCCGUUGAUACGGUUAUAAAGAACAUAUCACUUAGAGAACCUUCUGGUGGUAUAUGUAUGUACUUGUAUGGAGUGAUGAAUGUGGUAGUCUUUUGAACUCAUGAGUAUUGGUACUGUACAAUGUAAGUCAGCUGACCAUAAAUGUUGUUAUGCCAUUGUGUAAGGAGUCAAAAGAAUGACGCAAGCUUGACUCAUUGUACCAUAUUAAAGGGAGUACAAAGUACAAUGUGUGUGAUUCUCACAGAUAAUGUAGUGAACGCUUAUGUAUUGUAUUAUUAUUGCUGUCAUGUUAUCAGGCCAUUAUUCAUUGUAAUAAAAAUACACCAUCACAUGA